ACUCUCAUUUCCUGGUACAGCCGGCGGAGGCUCGACUUCAUCCAAACACCACUGACUGAGCGUCCCUGUCGGCUGUUGUCAUUCUCUCUCCGGUGGCUCUAAACUAUUAGGCGAUGAUGUCCCGACAUGCUGCAUUUGUUUUGCUCCUCGCCUUUGGAGCAGUGUUCCAGUUGUCUUGUGGCAUUGAGGUGAAUGUCACAAAAGAAGACAAAUUAUGCCUCUAUGCCAAUCUGAUGCUCAACUUCUCAGUCUCCUAUGAAGUAGCUGACAAUAAGAAUCAAACGGCUGUGUUUGAACUCCCUGCUAACGCCACAGCAGAUGGAAGUGCAUGUGACAACACAACGUCAAUGCUGAAGCUUGAUUUUGAAGGACACUCUUGGAGCAUGACCUUCACCACAGAUGGGAAAAAUUACCAGGCAGCCAUCGUCACCUUUUCUUACAACCUCAGCGACUCAAAAUUGUUCCCCAAUUCUGUGUCAAAUGAAACUAAAACUGUGAUCGUGAAGCCUCAAAUGAAAGAUGUAGGCAUUGACACCUGCUACUCCUGCCACAGCAAAGACACGAUCGAAGCUGAUUCGGUCAAUAUGACGCUGUGGAACGUGCUCAUACAGGCUUUUGUCAUUAAUGGCAGCAAGAGUGAGAACUUAACCAUUUGUGAAGCCGAUACUCCUAUGACUACUGUUGCCCCCACUACUGCCCCUCGUCCUACUAGCACCACCCCGGCACCCACCCUGCCCACACCCACCACUGGGAAGUACAGCUACAAGCCUGAUGAGAAUAGCACAGCCUGCCUGUUGGCCAACUUUGGCUUGCGAAUUGGAGUCAAGCAAGGAGACAAAUUGGAGGAGAUGAACUUCGAACCGAACGGGACCCAAAUCUCUGGAUCAUGUGGACUCAACAGCAGCGAGCUUAAGUUGGUGUCCAGCUCAAUCACCAUCGAGUUCACCUUCACCAAUGACACAAAGAAAUUUCGCCUACAUGCUCUGAAUGUCACCGGAAAGACGAGCUCUGGUUUGAUGUUUACUGAGGCCAACAACAACAUGAGUCUGUGGGAGGCAACACUUGGCAGCUCCUACAUGUGCAACAAGGAGCAGAACUUCACCAUCGCCAGCCUGGUCACCAUCUACACCUUCAAUGUACAAGUGCAGCCUUUUGGAGUCAAGAAGGGUCUUUUCAGUACAGCCCAUGAAUGUUCAUUGGAUGACACCAGCAUCUUAAUCCCAAUCAUUGUUGGCGCUGCUCUGGCUGGCUUGAUUCUAAUUGUAGUGAUCGCUUACGUGAUUGGUCGAAGAAAGACAUAUGUUGGAUAUCAGACCCUUUAAAUCCAGUUUGCAGAGUCGAUCCUGAAUCAUCAUGGGGUUCCCAAGCCUGGUCCUUGGGAUUCAUUUAUAGAUGUUUAAUUGGCAAACAACUUAAAAAAUGAAAAUCUAAAAUAAAGCCUCUAAUGCAAAGACAUGAGAAGUCACUUUAUAAAAUGACAGCUUUCAGAAGAUUAGAUUUAACUGUCCUUUGAUAUUGGAGUUAUUGAUCACAAUGAUACAUGAAUGGUGGUGGUGAUCAUUCGUGAUAUUUAAUAAGAAGAGUAAAAUGGAGAGUGUGUGUUCUUCUCAAGGACCAAACUUGUCUACCCCCAGUGUUUGUGUUUUUUUUUUUUUUUGGUUUGUUUGUUUUUCGUUGGAUGUCCUGUCUUUCCCUUUUGUUGUGCUUUUUGUUAAUGGGCAAGUGCAAGAUCCAUAUCUUUAAAAUUAAAGUUAUAAUUGCAGUUGCAUGAAAGGUGCCAUCGUGCCCAGCACAACUGACAUCUGCUAAAGCCACCAAACAUAAAUUUUUCACACAUUUUUUUUGCACAAAAUGCUAUGAUUUCAUUAGUUGUUGCUGUGGGAUCCUGCACUUGCUCAGCAAACAUUCCCUUAUUGUUUGCUUUUAUUAUUUCUUAAUCUUUGAACACAUUUAUGAUUUGACUUUUAUUCCCCAUAAUUAUUAAGACCCAUAUGAAUGAUCAUUUCCACAGCACAAAAUCGAAGUCAGAUAGUCAAGAAGCUUUCUUUCUUUGUUCCUAGAAAUUCCUUAACAUGGAUGAAUGUCUCCUCCAUUUGAAAAGUUGUCUAUAGAAACAUGCUUUAGCCCUUGUUUAACCCUGUAGAGCAGGAGAAACAUUGGAAUUUUGUCCUGAUUCUGUGGCUCUAAUCAUAUUUGGAAUGUGAAAUCAGAUGUAUAUUGUCUAAUAGACCUUUGAUAAAGACAUCCUAACCUGUUGAGCAGUAAACGCCCACAUGGAACUAAUGACUCUAGUAGUGGCUCAUUUACCGUGAACUGACACAUCUGCACCAGAUGAAGCCACUGAUGGUGUUAUUAAUUACACCUGUGUGUUUCCUGCUUUUACAUUUGCACAGUCAGAAUAAAUCUGAGAAGAAAUGUCUGCUGGUUUUUCUCACAGAAUACAUUUUGGCAUUAGGUUUAGAAAAGGGAUAGUACUAUUUUGUGGAUAUUCUCGUUCAGCACAGAUCAUUCUGAAACGAGGAUAUUUACAUUUAAAUGCACUAAGACACUACGUUUUGCUUGUGUUUAGACUGUUGUCGCAUUAAAUUACCUGUGUAAAGGUCUGGGCUUGGCCUGAACUGCAGCUGGAUCAGGGGACGUUAAAGCCCCUGAAAACCCUAAACAAUUGGAGCUCAAGUUUAGAAGAAAAUAUCCCAGAUAGUUCAAAACAGGAUAGUUUGACAUAUUGGGGAAUGUUUUGCUUUUAUGAGUAAAGUUGGAUGAGGAAAUUGUUGUUAUUCUCAGUGGAGUGUUCUCAAUGUAAAGCUGCAGCCAGGAGCUGCUUAGCUUAGCUUAGCUUAGCUUAGCAUAGCACAAAGACUGGAAACAAGGGUUAACUUUAGGCUGACUCUUUUCAAUCAGCCUAUUUUUGCCACUGUGCUCACCAGUUACUAUGUUAAUAUCUUGAUUUGUUUAAUUUGUACAACCAACUUUCAACAAAAAGAUGGAAAAAAAAGUAUGUGCAGUUCCCAGUUUGUCAAACUAUUCCUGUGAAAGCUCAACUAAAUCUGCCUCUUUAGGACCAUGUGACAGGGUAUUAAUCAGAUUUCCACACCUGUCAGCAGAUUGUGAUUUACUGAUGAUUGUUGCACCUAAAUGUGUGAUAUAAUCUGAAGUAAAGUGGACAAAACUAUUGGCAGACCUAUUAGUUUUCAUGUAGUAAGUCAGUAAAGAGGUUUUCAGGUCCUUUUGAGUCAGAAAAUCCGAGCAGGUUGCAGCGAGGCGUCAUCAGGGACGGCGAGCCCCAGAACGUGUACUUUUGUAAUGAUAGAAAGCUGGUGUGACUUGGCGGUAGCUCUAUAUCACUGCUUAAUUCCUGCAGAGCACUGUGUACUGUUGGCUUGAGCUCUUUGCAAUGUCAGAUGUUUGCUUUUUGUAAGUUGCUCAUAAAAUUAGGUUUCGCAGGAUAUUGUACAUGUGUUUGAGUUCAAAAUGAGCUUUGAUUUUUUUUUGCUUGUGAUUGUUGCUGCCUUGUGUAUUUCAGCUUUGUACAAACUCAGUUGCCUUAAUUUUCAAGAUGGUUUCGCAGCACAAGUGUAGGGAGUUUUGUUAGAGAUUUUCUCAUGGAAAGUAUCCCUUGUCCUCAAUAAGUCAUCUAACAGCUUUACGAUCAUGACAAAUGGGCUUCGUUCAAAGGUAACUUUCUGUUUUGUACCUUUUUAAUAACUCACUGAUAACUGGGUGUGAUUGGGCUCACUUUAUAUUUCCCCUCCGCUAGUAGAGAACAACACGUUCAGCAAAGAGAAUCUGUGCUGCAAGACCAUCUCAGUUAAUGUGUGUUAUGUGGAUACAAAUUACUGCUGAUUCAGUUUGCAUUCUCUCAAGCUGUUAGCUGUAAUAAACUGGAUUUCAAAUUGUGUAAGUGGAGCUUUUUUAGUACUGUAAGAUCUAUGGAAAUAAAAAAAAAACAUGUUGCUGUCCUUGA
Molecule: messenger RNA, 3964 nt
Organism: Amphiprion ocellaris (clown anemonefish)
Lineage: Eukaryota; Metazoa; Chordata; Actinopteri; Pomacentridae
Gene: lamp2
Product: lysosomal-associated membrane protein 2
Exons: 9
Coding region: 114-1322 (402 amino acids)
Cellular component (GO): membrane
Source: RefSeq, a predicted model, not a curated record